This is a messenger RNA of Elephantulus edwardii (Cape elephant shrew), 1740 nucleotides long. It is a transcript of the gene PIGQ, whose product is annotated as phosphatidylinositol glycan anchor biosynthesis, class Q. Bases 1 to 1740 code for a protein of 579 amino acids. The record is from RefSeq and is a predicted model, not a curated record. The transcript is spliced from 10 exons. Gene Ontology annotation, cellular component: membrane; endoplasmic reticulum. Gene Ontology annotation, biological process: GPI anchor biosynthetic process. NCBI's taxonomy places the organism in Eukaryota, Metazoa, Chordata, Mammalia, Macroscelidea, Macroscelididae.
AUGAUGCUCAAGGCCUUCUUCCCCACAUGCUGCACCUCAGCGGACAGUGGGCUGCUGGUCGGGCGCUGGGUCCCAGAGCAGAGCAGUGCAGUGGUCCUGGCGGUGGUGCACUUCCCCUUCAUCCCCAUCCAGGUCAAGGAGUUCCUGGCCCAGGUGCAGCAGGCCAGCCGGGUGGGUGUGACUGUGCUGGGCACCUGGUGCCACCACCAGCAGGAGCCCGAGGAGAGCCUGGGCCGCUUCCUGGAAGAACUGAGUGCCAUCUUCUCCCAUGAGCCAUGGCUGCAGCUGUGCCGAGAGCGAGGUGGGGCAGUCUGGAGCAGCAAGGCAGUCCAGCGUCCAGUGCUCCCUGGUGCCCCUGGAGAGCACCAGGUCACCCUCAUCUUCUAUGACCAGCGGCAGGUGCUGCUGUCCCAGUUGCACCCCCCUGCAGCCCUACCUGACCGCCAGGCUGGGGAUGCCCCGGCCAGCACUGGGGGGCUGGCCGCAGUCUUCGACACAGUGGCCCGCAGUGAGGCACUUUUCCGCAGUGACAGGUUCGACGAGGGGCCCGUACGGCUGAGCCACUGGCAAUCAGAGGGCGUGGAGGCCAGUAUCUUGGUGGAGCUGGCCAAGCAGGCCUCCGGGCCCACCUGCCUGCUGCUCAGCUUCCUGUUGUCCGUCCUCUCUGCCAUUGGGGCCUGCCGGUUGUUUUGGCUGUGGCCUCUGCCUUUCAUCUGUAGCAAGUUGUCCACCUGUGAGCAAGUCCGUCACCGGUUGGGGCAUCUUUCCCUGGUCUUCAGCACCCAGAAGGCUGAAAACCCUGCACAACUGAUGAGGAAGGCCAACGUGUUCGUGUCCGUGCUACUGGACGUGGGCCUGGGCCUGGCUCUGCUGACUUGGCUCCAUGGGGAGGACCGCAUUGGGCAACUGGCUAAUGCCCUUGUCCCUGUGGCUGAUCGUGUGGCUGAGGAGUUGCAGCAUUUGCUGCAGUGGCUGAUGGGAGCCCCCGCCGGGCUAAAGAUGAACCGGGCACUGGACCAGGUGCUGGGCCGUUUCUUCCUCUACCACAUCCACCUGUGGAUCAGCUAUAUCCACCUCAUGUCACCCUUCAUCGAGCGGAUCCUGUGGCACGUGGGCCUCUCUGCCUGCCUGGGCCUCACGGUUGCCCUGUCCCUCCUGUCAGAUAUCAUCGCUCUGCUCACCUUCCACAUCUACUGCUUCUAUGUCUAUGGCGCUAGGCUGUACUGCUUGAAGAUCUAUGGCCUGUCCUCCCUCUGGCGCCUGUUCCGGGGGAAAAAGUGGAAUGUGCUGAGGCAGCGUGUGGAUUCCUGCUCCUAUGACCUAGACCAGCUCUUCAUUGGGACCCUGCUCUUCACCAUGCUGGUAUUCCUCCUGCCCACCACGGCGCUCUACUACCUCGUGUUCACCCUGCUCCGGCUCCUGGUGGUAACUGUGCAAGGCCUCCUUCACCUACUUGUGGACCUGGUCAACUCACUGCCACUCUACUCAAUUGGCCUGCGCCUCUGCCGGCCCUACCGGCUUGCAGCUGGUGUGAAGUUCCGGGUCUUGGAGCAUGAAGCUGGCAAGCCCCUCCGCCUCCUGAUGCAGAUAAACCCACUGCCAUACAGUCAAGUGGUGCAUACCUACCGCCUCCCCAGCUCUGGCUGCCCCCCCAAACUCUCCUGGAGCUCACUGUGCCGCAAGCUCUUCUUCGGGGAGCUCAUCUACCCCUGGAAGCAGAAAGGGGACAAGCAGGACUGA